AUGGCUUGUCCUUGGUUGGGAAAAACAGGACGUGCUUUAAUGACUUCUGCUGGAAUUUUACUAAAGAAGUUAGCACAACAGCAUAACUUCGCUGUAUUGGUGACUAAUCAUAUGGUGGCUGGAGAGCGAGGUAUUCUCAAGCCAGCACUUGGAGAGAGCUGGAAGAGCAUCCCACACGUACGGCUUCAGCUCUCCCGUGACCACGGGAGCAACAUCUGCAAUAUGUCCAUUAUUCGACACCCCCUCAUGAACCAACCCAAAGGAAAGCACCUCAAACAUCAGUAUCCAAAAGCUUCACAUCCUUCUGUCAAACUCAAGGCAACCAGAAAGUUCUUUCCUUUUCCACACAAAGCCGUUGUCUCCCUAGUUUUCCUCGUCCUGGCAAUCACAUGUGCAUUCUCAGCUCGGAUCCUUGAAGAGGAGGAACCACCGGCGCCAGUAGUUGCACCCGAGGCAUCCGAUUCAGUUGGACAACCGGUUUCCGGUGUAAGUCCAGUGGGUACUGCCCCAGCUGCUGCCGCUAGUUGCACAUCAUAUACUUUCCUUCUUCAUGCAUGUCGUUCUUGGUGGAUCAAACCCCUCGGCAAGAGCUGUGAUCGGGAUGGUAGUCAACAUGGCUCUCAUGAUCAAGUACCGUUUGCCAAGCCGAACGGUGCUGUCCUCCCAGUGAGCAAUGGUGUUCCAGUCAACAAUGCCAGCAGUGGAGUUAUUAACAACAAUAACAUACCCUUCCUCACUGGACUCGGUGGAACCACAUCUAAUGUGAUGCAAAACAAUGGUAACAACAUUAUUGGAGGCUGUUUUGGGUUCCCGGUCCUGAAUAGUGCCCAGCUCCCUGCUGGGGCCACUCUCCAGAAGCUCAUGUUUGGGACAAUGACAGUAUUCGAAGAUGAAUUAACCGAAGGCCAUGAACUCGGGUCUGGAUUGAUUGGAAAGAGCCAAGGAUUUUAUAUUGCAAGCUCAGAAGAUGGGUCAAGUCAGACCAUGGUUUUCAAUGCCGUGUUUACCAGCAGCGUCUCGGAAUCCCACCUUGCCAUCAUGGGUGGCACUGGGAUGUAUGUCAAUGCUAAGGGCUAUGCCACGGUCAAGACCAUUCCUGGUGCAGCAAACCAGCACAAUUCUGAUGGAGUGGAGACUGUACUGGAGAUAACUGUGUAUCUCACUUAUUAG
Ilex paraguariensis (yerba mate) is the source of this 1170-nucleotide messenger RNA. NCBI's taxonomy places the organism in Eukaryota, Viridiplantae, Streptophyta, Magnoliopsida, Aquifoliales, Aquifoliaceae. The record is from the annotation of a GenBank genome assembly.